AUGGAGAAAUUCAUUGGAUCAUGGAAGUUUACCACUCACGACCCAGAUGCAAGUGCCCUGGACAACUACAUGAAAGCCUGGGGAGUGGGCUUCUUAUAUAGGCAGAUGAUGAACCGUGCUACUCCAAUUAUUCGAUUCAAGGAGUCGUCCAAAGAAUCUGGCAAAUACGUUUUAAUCACGAAAUCGAAAAACAUCAUCCGCAAAAGAUUUGUAAUUGGACCAUUUGCACUCGGUAGUGAAGAAGCUGUAUUGGAGAGUCGUGCUGAUGGAAAUAAUUUCAACUCCAAGUUCUACUUAGAUGAUGAGGGAAAACUUGUUCAUGUUGCUACGCACGACAAGGAUAAGAUUCCUGUCUCGACCAGCACGAGAGAGGUAGAUGAUCAGGGCAGAUUGAAAGUGACCGCUGAGUGCAACGGUGUGACAGUUGUUCGCUUGUACGAGAAAAUGGAAGACGAAGAUGAAGAAGAGGAUGGAAAGCUGUGA
This is a messenger RNA of Symsagittifera roscoffensis, 483 nucleotides long. Its product is annotated as fatty acid-binding protein, brain-like. NCBI's taxonomy places the organism in Eukaryota, Metazoa, Xenacoelomorpha, Acoela, Convolutidae. The record is from RefSeq and is a predicted model, not a curated record. The transcript has a single exon. Bases 1 to 483 code for a protein of 160 amino acids.